Messenger RNA from Psammomys obesus (fat sand rat), 3523 nucleotides. RefSeq names its product WW domain containing adaptor with coiled-coil (gene Wac). The record is from RefSeq and is a predicted model, not a curated record. Gene Ontology annotation, cellular component: nucleus. Gene Ontology annotation, molecular function: chromatin binding; RNA polymerase II complex binding. Lineage: Eukaryota; Metazoa; Chordata; Mammalia; Rodentia; Muridae. Gene Ontology annotation, biological process: regulation of autophagy; positive regulation of TORC1 signaling. The transcript is spliced from 14 exons. Bases 229 to 2175 code for a protein of 648 amino acids.
UUGGCGCCGCCGACCCGGCCGAUCCCGAGCGGUGCUGACGGAGGGCGAUGGCCCGGGACCGCCGGCGCCAGUAACGGGGAGGUGUCGCGAGCCGCCGAGGCUGCGCCGAGCCCUGGUGCCGGGGCCGCUCGCCCGCCGCCCUCCCGCCCGCGCGCGCGCCCCCCCGCCCGUCCGCCCGCCUCGCGGCCGCUCUCCCCCUCCCCGACACACACACACAGCCGGGCAUUGAUGGUAAUGUAUGCGAGGAAACAGCAGAGACUCAGUGAUGGCUGUCACGACCGGAGGGGGGACUCGCAGCCUUUCCAGGCACUUAAGUAUUCGUCAAAAAGUCACCCCAGUAGUGGUGAUCACAGACAUGAAAAGAUGCGAGACGCCGCAGAUCCUUCGCCACCAAACAAAAUGUUUCGGAGAUCGGAUAGUCCUGAAAACAAGUACAGUGACAGCACAGGUCACAAUAAGGCCAAAAAUGUGCAUACUCAGAGAGUUAGAGAAAGGGAAGGUGGGACCAGUUACUCUCCACAAGAAAAUUCACACAACCACAGUGCUCUUCAUAGUUCAAAUUCACAUUCUUCUAAUCCAAGCAAUAAUCCAAGCAAAACUUCAGAUGCACCUUAUGAUUCUGCAGAUGACUGGUCUGAGCACAUCAGCUCAUCUGGGAAAAAGUACUACUACAAUUGUCGCACAGAAGUUUCACAGUGGGAGAAACCAAAAGAAUGGCUCGAAAGAGAACAGAGACAAAAAGAAGCAAAUAAGUUGGCAGUUAAUAGUUUCCCAAAAGACAGGGAUUACAGAAGAGAGGUGAUGCAGGCAGCAGCCACUAGUGGGUUCACCAGUGGAAGUGGAAUGGAAGACAAGCAUUCCAGCGAUGCCAGUAGUUUGCUCCCACAGAAUAUUUUGUCUCAAACAAGCAGACACAAUGACAAAGACUACAGACUGCCAAGAGCAGAGACUCACAGUAGCUCUACGCCAGUCCAGCACCCCAUCAAACCAGUGGUUCAUCCGACCGCUACCCCAAGCACUGUUCCUUCUAGUCCAUUUACGCUUCAGUCUGAUCACCAGCCAAAGAAAUCAUUUGAUGCUAAUGGAGCAUCUACUUUAUCAAAACUGCCUACACCCACAGCUUCUGUCCCUGCACAGAAAACAGAAAGAAAAGAAUCUGCUUCAGGAGACAAAUCAGUAUCACAUUCUUGCACAACUCCUUCCACAUCUUCCGCCUCUGGCCUGAACCCUACGUCUGCGCCUCCAACAUCUGCUUCAACAGUACCUGUUUCUCCUGUUCCACAAUCACCAAUACCUCCGUUACUUCAGGACCCAAACCUUCUUAGACAGUUGCUUCCUGCUUUGCAAGCCACACUACAGCUUAAUAAUUCUAAUGUGGACAUAUCCAAAAUAAAUGAAGUUCUUACAGCAGCUGUGACACAAGCUUCCCUGCAGUCCAUCAUCCACAAGUUUCUUACUGCUGGACCAUCUGCGUUCAACAUCACCUCUCUGAUUUCUCAAGCUGCCCAGCUUUCUACACAAGCCCAGCCAUCUAAUCAGUCUCCAAUGUCUCUUACAUCUGAUGCUUCAUCCCCAAGAUCCUAUGUGUCUCCAAGAAUAAGCACACCUCAGACUAACACAGUCCCUAUUAAACCUUUGAUUAGUACUCCACCUGUUUCAGCACAGCCAAAGGUUAGUACUCCAGUAGUUAAGCAAGGACCAGUGUCACAUUCUGCUACACAGCAGCCUGUAACUGCUGACAAGCAGCAGGGGCAUGAACCUGUCUCUCCUCGAAAUCUUCAGCGCUUAAGCAGCCAGAGAAGUCCGUCACCUGGUCCAAAUCAUACAUGUAGUAGUAAUACAUCAGCUGCAGCUGUGGUACCACAGAAUGCAUCUGCUCGCCCUGCAUGCUCACUAACACCUACUCUAGCAGCGCACUUCAAUGAUAACCUCAUAAAACAUGUGCAAGGGUGGCCUGCAGACCAUGCAGAGAAACAGGCAUCAAGAUUGCGAGAAGAAGCCCAUAAUAUGGGAAGUGUUCACAUGUCAGAAAUAUGUACUGAGUUAAAAAAUUUGAGAUCUUUAGUUCGAGUAUGUGAAAUUCAGGCAACUUUGCGAGAACAGAGGAUACUGUUUUUGAGACAACAAAUUAAGGAACUCGAAAAGCUAAAAAAUCAGAAUUCCUUCAUGGUUUGAAGAUGUGAAUAAUUGCACAUGAUCUCAUACAGGAACUGUAAAUCUGUUGCCCGGUCAUAACAUGUUGAGCUGCAUUUAAGUGGACUGUGGACCGUUAAGCUGGGCAAUGGAAUGACACAGGGACGGGGGUCUGUGAGAGUCAAUUCAGGGGAAAGACACAAGAUUGAUUUGUAAAUCCCUUGAAAUGUAGAUUUCUUGUAGAUGUAUCUUCACGUUGUAAAUAUGUUUUGUAGAGUGAAGCCAUGGGAAGCCAUGUGUAACAGAGCUUAGACAUCUGAAACUAAUCAAUGCUGAGGUGGCUAAAUACCUAGCCUUUUACCUGGAAACCUGUCUGCAAAAUUAGCUUUUUUUAAAAAAAGAAAAAAAUUGGGGGGUUAAUUUAUCAUUCAGAAAUCUUGCAUUUUCAAAAAUCCAGUGCAAGCACCAGGUAGUCUGUGUCUGAGGAUACGAUUUUGAACCUUAUGAGCAGUGUAAAAAUAUCAUGAGACAGCUGGCCAGCACUUGCAUCUGAUCAAGAGCGGUGCUGCUCCGUUUGUUUUGCAAAGAAAUUUUUUUCGUUUUCUGUAUGUUCCAUUCCCUCUGAAGUCCUUGGCCUGAUUUUAUCCAUUUUUUAAAGGUGCCCCCUUCCUUUCUUAGGGCACUGUUGCUGUGGCACUUUUCUAUAACCUUCUCAUUCCUGUGUACAGUAGCUGGAAGUUGCCGUGAUCGAGCAUAACCCAGUUUGUAUAAAUUAUUGAAAUCCAUUUGCACCCUCUAAGGAUGGACUUAAAGAUACUGCUGGGCGAGUGUGCUGAAAGUACAUUGACUGCUCAAAUAUAAGGAAGUGGCCCAAUGAACAUGGUUGUGGGAGGGGAAAGGAGAAACAAAGCUAGUCAGAUGUGAAUUGUAUCUGUUGUAAUAAACAUGUUUAAACAAACGAAUUUUGUUACUUUUUUUUAUUCUUUCGGGCAGUGCAUACUAGAAUUUGAACAACAUGGGAAUUCUUUAUCAAAACUGUUCUUGUUGAAUAUUUAUGUCUUACUACAAUGAUUCCUUAAAGGGAAGCUUUGUUUAAAGCAUAUCAACAAUAAAUUGUGUAAAAGAUAUUUAAUGAAUGUGAAAUCCAACAAGAAUUAGGAGUCAUUUCCCAAGUGGUGUCAUUUGUUCAGACUGGUUUACCUGUUUUGCUAUUGUGACACUUCAUUUUGAAGGCUGUUGUAGCUAUCUCUUCAAGUCUGGUGCUGACUACUCUUAGCAUCACAGAAUACUCAGUUUGUGUCAUGGAGUUUCCUGCUGUGGGAAAGCUCAGCUUUGUAUAGUGUUUCCAAAAGUAUAUUAAAAUAAAAAGCUAUUGCUACUAUAAAACUAC